AUGGCUGAAGGCAAACAGAAAUCAUUGUCGUCGUCAUUCCUGUGCUCACCAAUUCCCAAGGAUACAACGCAAAAAUUCUUCAUAGAAGAUUCAAAAAGCGUUCUUUUCGACGACAUGCGUACACCGGAUAAAAAACACAAUUCUUUUACCCUAGAGAUUGCGCAAGGUCUACAAGAGCGUGUGAAGGAUGUCGAUUUCGAACGACGAGAAGCAACACAGGUGGAGGAAGAUGACAGCGCGAGAAAAUGCAAGCGACAGCGGCUCGAAAUCGAAAGUUUUGCGAUUACUAAGAACGAGGAGCUCAAGCGGGAAAUUCAGAUGCUUAAAAUUCAGCAGGACACUAAUUCGCAGCGUCACCAAAUCGAGCUGAGGGAAAGAGACCUGCAACUGGAUCAACUUCGGCGCCAACUACAAUUUGCUGUUAGGGAGGAGGAAGACACACUGGCAGAAUUGAAAUCUAUGACAAACGAACAUUCAGCGGAAAAGCUUAUGUUGGAAAAGAAAAUUGUUGAACUGGAGGCACAAUUGCGACUUUUUGAAGGAAAACUAAACGAGUGGAAGGAAAAGGCGCUUGCAGCAAGCAGCGAAUUGCGCUCGCAGACGAAACAGUCGGCAAUGAAAAUUCAGAUUUUGCAAGAUGAGUUGACGGCUGCUCAAGACUCCUCAUCGACUUCCUCGCAGAUGGAGGACAACAUUUUUGAAUCAAAGAUUCGCCUGCUAGAAACCCAACUUAAGGAAAAGAGCAUGGAGGCCGAACAUUUUGCUUCUAGCUUGCUUGGUGCUCAAGAAACGUUAAAAAACGCCCGAAACAUUCGCGAUUUAAAUGAACAUAUUAUGCAGCUUCAAGCGUCAGAGCGCAGAUUGAAGACCGAGCUGAAAAACUUAAUUGAGGCUUCUCGAUCUUCCUCAAUUCUGCAAGAAAGGCUUUAUCAGACGACGCAAAAGCUUCAGCAAAGUGAAGCAAGAAAUGCCAAAUCACUCAAACAAAUCGAGAGUGCACUGCUUCUAGAAGAAGUCCACAACGAGUUUCAAAGAUACUUUGAACCAAUCGUGGCGGAAGCCAAAAGUAGGGGCAUCGUGACUCUUGAUGACUUGAAAAGCCGACCGGCAGCUGCAGUUGUUGAGCUGUAUAAAGCGCGUCAGAAUGCUUUUGAAAUUCUUCUAGAGCAGAAAAAUAAUACGGAUAUACAACUGCGGCGGCUGGAAAAACAGUGUGAAAAACUUCAAAGUGACUUACUUACAGUGGGCAACAAGUGCGCUAAGUUCGAAAUGCAGCUGGCUGAGUGUCAGGAGAAGAUGAAUGGUUCCAAUGAUGUUGUAUCUCAUCUACGUAAAUUAAACGCAGAGCUGAUAGAAAUUCUUGAAACUUAUGGCAAGGAUGUCGAUGACCAGAAGACAAGUGAGCUCUCAACACAGCGCAUUGCUUUGCUGAGGUCUUCGUUAAAGCAGUCGCAAGAACUAAUUAAGGGAAUGGAAUUUUCACAGAAGUUGAUGGCGACACCAGCUGCUAUCAAAAAAUAUGAAGCGCGAAUUGAGAGACUGGAAAAAGUGCUGGCCAACACGAAGCAAGAAAAUGGAAAGCUGGCAAAGCAUCUUGAAAAGGCUGAGAUGGAGCUGGCAGCAUUCGAGAAGCGGCUUGGCAGAGGUGAAUUUAAUGUAGAGACAACAAAGAUUGUGCAUUUAUCUGUAAAUCCGACACGCGAGCUACUUGAAAGCAAGGCUAAGGCUAGUGAUGUCGACAAGUUACGUCAAGAGAUAAAGACGCUUCGUGCAAGACUGAACCAAUUCACAGACGGAGAUCUCACCGAGCCUCUUAGUAUACCUGGCGAAGACAACCUUACUACUACAACGUCAUAUGAUACAGUGGAAGGUCUCAAGAAACUAAAUCACCGGCUGAAGCAGGUGUUUGGAGACCAAAUACGGCAGUACCGAGAGGCAGUUUACUUGCUAACAGGCUACAAGGUGGACUUGAGAAAGCACAACGGAAUGGAGCUGCUCCGCCUGCGCUCAGUGUACGCUGAGCACGAUGAAGACGAACUGCUGGUACGCAUGGAGGAGAAUGGGUCGCUCGAAUUACUGGACAGCGAGUUUUGCGCGCAAAUCAAUCAUCCUAGCACAAAAGCUAAUCUUAAUUCCAGCAAUGUGUUCUGUUUAAAAUUUCGGGUAGCACAGACACAAUGUGCGCCACACGAAUCCUUAUUGAAUAAGCCCACCCGAUCCGUGUACGCACUAGUGCAUCUGUCGCAUCGCCAUUUUUCCGUAUCAUCAGGACACCUCGCGCAGUUUCCAUUUCUAUCGGAGCUGGGUAUUCAAGCGGAGAAUUACGGUGUGUUCAACGGACAGUGGUUCGGCAAUGGCACCGUAUAUACGUCGGUCAACCCCUUUGAUGGCCAGCCCAUCGCCAGUGUACGAGGUGGGAACAAGGCUGAUUACCAAGAGGUUGUGGCUGCCAUGAACGAUAUCAAGCCUCAGUGGUGCGAGUUACCCGCUCCCAGACGCGGAGAGAUCGUGCGUCAGAUUGGAGAGGAGCUUCGCAACAAGCGUGACGCGCUGGGCAAGCUUAUCGCUCUUGAAAUGGGCAAAAUUUACGUGGAGGGCGUCGGUGAGGUACAAGAGGCAAUUGACAUAUGUGACUUUGCUGUGGGACUUAGCCGCGCGUUGAAUGGAUCGGUAAUUCCUUCGGAGCGUCCUGGUCACUUCAUGAUGGAGCGUUACAACCCUCUGAAAGGCCACGUGGCCAUUGUUACAGCAUUUAACUUCCCCUGCGCGGUGUUAUUUUGGAACGCGGCUUUGAGUCUUGUGUGUGGUAAUACGCAGAUAUGGAAGCCAUCGGAGUCGUUGUCGCUCACAUCUGUGGCUUGUGCCAAAAUUAUUGCUGAUGUACUGGAGCGCAACGGUCACUCGGGUGCCGUCGCUUCGUUGAUUUGCGGGAGUGGUGCGGAAGUGGGCGAGGAGAUCCUUGCUGACAAAAGAAUAGAGCUGGUGUCGUUCACAGGAUCGACAAAGGUGGGCCGCCACGUAAAUAAGGUUGUAUCGUCUCGUUUUGGCAAGACUAUUUUAGAGCUGGGCGGUAAUAACGCCAUGAUCGUGGAUAAGAAUGCGAAUUUGGAGAUGGCACUUCGUGCAACGCUGUUUUCGGCUGUGGGAACAGCUGGCCAGCGUUGUACGUCACUUCGCCGUCUCUUUCUCCAUGAAGACAUCCACGACGAAUUUCUUGAACGUCUUGUAGCUGCAUACCAGAAUAUAAAAGUUGGAAACCCUUUGGAGAACGGCGUCCUAUGCGGCCCCCUGCACAAUCUGCAGGCUGUGAAAAAUUAUCUUGACGGUAUCAAGACUAUUCAAACGCAAGGAGGCCACAUUUUGACCGGUGGAAAAAAGAUUGAAGGAGAAGGCUAUUUUGUGGAGCCGACUAUCGUUUCGAUUGGCCAUGACGCGAAAAUUGUUCAGAAGGAGAUUUUUGCGCCAAUUCUUUACGCAUUGAAAUUCAAGUCACUUGACGAGGCGAUCCAAUUGAACAACGAUGUCCCGCAAGGUCUCUCAUCGUCUCUAUUUACAAAAGAUCAGGCAGCAAUAUUCAAGUGGACAGGUCCUUUGGGGUCAGAUUGUGGUAUUGUCAACAUUAACAUUGGACCUAGUGGUGCUGAAAUUGGUGGAGCAUUUGGCGGCGAGAAGGAAACCGGCGGUGGUCGUGAGUCGGGCAGCGAUGCGUGGAAGCAGUACAUGCGUCGUUCAACUUGCACCAUUAACUACAGCAAAGAGCUUCCUCUUGCCCAGGGAAUUGACUUUAGCUAA
Plasmopara halstedii is the source of this 3792-nucleotide messenger RNA. RefSeq names its product mitotic spindle assembly checkpoint protein. Lineage: Eukaryota; Oomycota; Peronosporomycetes; Peronosporales; Peronosporaceae. Gene Ontology annotation, biological process: mitotic spindle assembly checkpoint signaling. Bases 1 to 3792 code for a protein of 1263 amino acids. Gene Ontology annotation, molecular function: aldehyde dehydrogenase (NAD+) activity. The transcript has 15 exons. The record is from RefSeq and is a predicted model, not a curated record.